GUAUAUCUGUUUGUUUUUCAGAUACACCUAGUGUAUAUGACGAUAUGUUCGUUAUCACAUGCGGCGUACAUCAGUCGCAUGGCCAUGGUGCGUCCUCGCGCGCCAGCUGUCUUCCGACCAGGAGUUGUGCUGCAGAGGCCGUGGUAUCAACGCGUGGUACCCGCGUACCGACCUUAUGUAGUAUAUAGAGGACCGAUUCCACACAGAUACGCUAUUAAGCCUCACAUGCACUUCCGUAACGCGAUCCCGAGCGGACCGUGGAAGACAGGACGGCCGCCUGUCGCAGACUACGAGCUGCUAAGAGCCGCGUCCGCGCCGCCUCUACUCCACGCACACGGUGAUACAGCAGGUGCGAUACACACGAUACCAGCGCCCAACCUCAGCCUGUCAGAGAAGCCUAUCGUCGUUGUUGACACCGAUACUGCUAACACUGCGCCAGCCACUGAACCCAUCAAAACAUACGAAGUUACUGAAAAAUAUUCGGAGCCCCAAGUGUAUCAAAUACCAGCUAAAAUCGAAGCUCCAACAGGAUUUUCAAAACAGUCAUCUUUAAAAACACCUGAACUACACCAGUUCGUGCAGAACGGAGCGUCUUUUCCACUGUCGGCGCAGUAUGGACACCCGACUCUACCACUACCACAAAACCCACAACAGUUCUCAAUUCAGGGCUUCCCAGACUUAUCUCCUCAUCAGGAUUUGCAAACAGCAGCUGAAGGAAUAAUAAUCCCACCGAGCGCACUCUACCAAAACGAUCCAAACUUCUUACAAAAACUACAAAGUCAAUUACUACAACAGUUCCCUGCAGUUGAAUUUAUACCUUACACCGCUGAAAUACAACCCCAAAUUCAACAAACAACACAAUCAGAAUUAUAUUUAUUAGAAAACGAAGUAAUAACACAACAACCAUCUUUCAAAUCAGAUGAACCUCACAAAAACAUCGUACAAAGAGAAACUCAAGAAGCGUCUCUUAUGUCUAUAGUUCCACAACCAUUUGCUCCUAGUAAUGUGACGCAAAAUGGAACUCAUACAACACCUAACGAUCAAGAAAACGCAACAGAAACUUCUGGAACAGAACUUCCGACAACAACUAAAUUAAUAGAAACUACAACAGAACAAACCACUACACCAAUAUACUACGCUCAAGUUGGUCAAAGUAUAGGUAACAUUAUAGCUAAAGGAUUUUAUUCAGCUAUAAACGAUGUGAGAGCAGCAGCCGCGUUAGCACAAGUGGAAAAGGUCAAUGAACUCGCACACGUAGAUAUCACAACUACAAUUAAAUCAGAAACAGCAGAAGCUAACGAAUCGUUAAACAAAGAAAGCAAUGAAAUAAAUUUAUCUAAUGAAAUAAACUUUGCCGGAGCUCCGUUUGAAAAAACAGCUGAUUCGGUUAACUUUACUUAUAGGGUAUUACGUUCUCAAGAAGAUUCCAAAAAUAAAAAUGGUAAUGUCUACGCUGGUCAGUUAGUACAAGCAAUGAUAAGUGAAGAUAAAGACUUUAACAAAGGCAAAGCCAACGUAUCAUGGAGGGCACCGUUAAGAUUAUUUGCGGCAACUGAAAAGAAAGAUAAUCCACAAAAGUUGAAUGUAGUAAAAGCGAAAAUACCGCCGAAAACUAAACUGACAUUUGAUGAUAAAACAGGAGAGCCUGUGUUGAGAAUCUACGCGAGUUAUUCUGAAAAUCCUAUUCAGAAGGAGGUAAUGCUAUCAAAAUUAUCAAACCUUAAACAUGUCAAAGAAGUAGUAACCCGUAAACAAGAUGCAAAAGACAGUUGGAACACAGUUACUUCGAAACCAUUUGAAAAAACCAUACCAGAUGCAAGCAUAUCUCAAUUCGGUUUGAAACUGCGCUCUAGGAGUGACGAUUACAUUCCAUUAUUUGAAGAAUAUGAAGAGUAAUUUAAGUGUAGAUUUAUUAAAAAGCCAACGAUUAAAUUUAAGGACAAAAUUUUUACGC
Messenger RNA from Papilio polytes (common Mormon), 1954 nucleotides. RefSeq lists its product as uncharacterized. Lineage: Eukaryota; Metazoa; Arthropoda; Insecta; Lepidoptera; Papilionidae. The coding region runs from base 37 to 1896 and encodes 619 amino acids. The transcript is spliced from 7 exons. The record is from RefSeq and is a predicted model, not a curated record.